This is a messenger RNA of Chaetomium strumarium, 1980 nucleotides long. RefSeq names its product cytochrome P450. The record is from RefSeq and is a predicted model, not a curated record. Bases 182 to 1780 code for a protein of 532 amino acids. Gene Ontology annotation, molecular function: heme binding; oxidoreductase activity, acting on paired donors, with incorporation or reduction of molecular oxygen; iron ion binding. NCBI's taxonomy places the organism in Eukaryota, Fungi, Ascomycota, Sordariomycetes, Sordariales, Chaetomiaceae. The transcript is spliced from 5 exons.
GCCUGGUCGAUUGAACAUGUGCGGGAUCUUCCCGACGAUCCAGGAUCAUGUCGAGUCAGAGGCAGUCAUAAAGAGCGUUAACGAGCCAUUGAGGAUGGAAGCGGGCUCGUUGUCUACUGUCAAGGUUAUAAGUUCCGAUGGGGUCACUCUUGUCUCCUCGGAAGGAGACAUCGUCUAGGCUAUGUUGAGUUUCGGCCAGAACAAGACUGCCAAUAGAAUGAUCGGAUUCCUCUUCGCGUUAGGCCCGCUGUACACGCCGGCGCUCGUCCUGAGCUGCCUGGUCAUCUUAUUCGUGACACGGAGGGCUAUUGUAGACCACAAGAUCCGCAGACUCGGCGCCGUCCGGUCUGCUGUAUUAGCAACGAAUCCGCUAUUCGGGCUCCCGUUCUUCAUCAAGGCCGGCUACUGCCAGACAAAGAACAUACUUGACUGGUAUUACGGCCACAUCUUCGACUGGGCGACCCCAGAAUGCCCCAACUGUGUCGAGAUUGCCUUCCUGGGCCGAACCCGCUUCCUGAUGACGCGAGAGCCCGAGCACGUCAAGACGAUCUUGACGACCAAGUUCCGAGAGUAUGGCAAGGGGCCGCAUUUCCACGAGGUUUGGAGUCCCUUCCUGGGCGAUUCCAUCUUCACCACGGACGGCCAGCUGUGGUCGGACAGCAGGGCCCUGAUCCGGCCUAUGUUCAUCAAGGAUAGGGUCCGCGAUCUCGAGAUCUUUGACAGGUGGGCGGGCGCCCUCAUCAGCAAGCUACCUGCCUCGGGGCAGACCGUGGACGUGAUGGAUCUUUUUUACCGCAUGACGCUCGACGUGACCACCGACUUCCUGCUGGGCGGGAGCGUCAACAGCCUGAACAACCCGAAACACGAAUUCGUAGCUGCGUUCCAAGACGUCCAACGCAUCCAGAUGCUCCUUACCAUCCUUUCUCCCUUCCGCCUCCUGAUCCCCACCUACCGCUACUACCGGGGCAUCCGCAUCCUCGAGCGUUUCAUCUCGCCCUUCAUCGAGCGGACCCUCUCCCUCUCGCCUUCGGAACUCGACAAGCUGUCCAGCAGCUCGGACAAGGACUUCACCUUCCUGCACAACAUCGCCCGCUUCACGCGCGACGCGAAGGUGAUCCGGGACCAGCUGAUGGCCGUGCUCAUCGCGGGGCGCGACACGACGGCCGCCACGCUGUCGUGGACCAUCUACGAGCUGGCGCACUACCCGGCCGUGUACGCCAAGCUGCGCAACGAGGUCCUCUCCACCGUCGGCCCGCACCGCGCCCCGUCCUACGAGGACCUCAAGAGCAUGACCUACCUCACCCAUACGCUCAACGAGACCCUGCGCCUGUACCCGGCCGUGCCGUACAACCUACGCGCGGCGCUGCAGGAUACGACCUUGCCCGGACGGCCCGGCCAGCCGGACAUUGCCGUUCUGCAGGGGGAUGUCGUCGUGUACAGCACCCUGGCGAUGCAGCGGCGGCGCGACCUGUAUCCUGAAAAGGGCCCUAACGGAGAGGAGUUCCCGGAUCCGGCCGUGUUCUGUCCUGAGAGGUGGGAUGGCUGGACGCCAAAGGCGUGGAACUACGUGCCGUUCAAUGGCGGGCCGCGGAUUUGUGUUGGGCAGAAUUUUGCUAUGACGGAGAUGGCUUUUACUCUUGUUCGGCUGCUGCAAAAGUAUCAGCGGUUGGAAUAUCGUGGCGACUGGUAUGCGCAGUUCCACAAGGCCGAGAUCGUGGGUGCGCCGGGCCAUGGCGUGCCGGUCGCCUUCUUCGAGGCCGAGGAUGGUGAGAUCGCUUGAGCGAAGGGACUCUCGAACUCCCCGGAGUGGUGUAGUUGGAUACCUGCAUAAAGUAUGAAUUUGGCCUCGAAAGGUCGAUAUUGCAAUGUAAGAGGAUAAUUAUUCAUUUAUCCGGUGGCCAAUCACGGGCCAAACCCGAUAAGCAUCAAAUUCUCAACACAACCGGACAGCGAGCAAGUCGGGUCUCACGCUCAUCUCUU